AGGAUUUCACUCCAGUUCCAUCUAAGGCUUCACCACCUCCAAACCCAGAAAAAACGUUUCCUCCAUAUACUGGGUUUGGUUCUGAAGAGGAUUCUCUGUGCUCCUGUAUGGGUCUGCUUCCCAAGCCUCCCCAGAAAGAUUUCAAGAAAUUCAUGGAGAAAGACAGAAGUGGCAUGGAAAGUAACAUACUGCGCUUUCUUGCAAAACUUGUCACAGAUAGUCCUAUUGACAAGGAUCGGAAAUUCAUUAUUUCCUACUUCCUGAGUGAUGACACCAUUUCGAUUUUUGAACAUAUACAGCGAAACUCAGGGAUACUUGGUGGGAAGUUCUUGGAAAGAGGUCGCAUUAAGAAGCCUGGGCAGGAGCUCUUUAAGAGUGAGCCAUCUGAAUACUUCAAGGCUCAGGAUCUGUUUGUCGGAGCCAGAGUUUGUUUCCAUGGUCACAACUUCCUUUUGGUGGAUGCUGAUGAGUACACAUUCAACUACAUGGAGAAGCAUGCAAAUGAGUUUUCCGUGGCUGAUAUUGGAGUUAUCCUCAAGAAACUGAAAGACAUAGCUGAACCUCGUUCCCGAGAAAUCAGACAGAUGUUUUCAGCCACCGACCCUGAGCAUACCGAGAUGAUCGGGUAUAACCCUUUCAGGAAUUUGAUAAUCAGUAUCACUGAUGGGGCAUUUUCAGAACACGAAAUCGUGACUCUUGGACGCUAUUACAGCGUGAGAGAUGAAUAUGAAAUGGCCCCCCACUUCCUCCUUGCAGUGGCUCAAGAACAACUAAAGAAAAACAGCUUUGAGAAUUUUGAACAACUGUCUGCGGUACUUAUAUACAAUGACCGUGAAAAAUGUGGAGUGCUGCCCCACGAGAUGUGCAGGACUGUUUGCAAGUCCUUUAAGUUGCCUCUGGCUGAUGAUGAUCUGCAAGCUUUACUGACCAUGUUUGAAGAUGACCGUAAGCAAGUGGAAUAUAAAAAGUUUGUGGAUGGGCUGAACUGGAGGAAGAAUCAAAUCCCUGCUUUCCAGACAAUAAAGGUUCCUCUCAAGAAUGAAGAUGACUGGAGUGGACAACCACCAUUCCUUCCUGUGAAAGGGAUCAAAUACUUACCUCUUCUGGAAGACCUGUUUGGCAAGGAAGACUGCCUCUGUAUUAGUGUUUCAGCUCCAAAGCUUCCUUAG
Molecule: messenger RNA, 1169 nt
Organism: Leptosomus discolor (cuckoo roller)
Lineage: Eukaryota; Metazoa; Chordata; Aves; Leptosomiformes; Leptosomidae
Source: RefSeq, a predicted model, not a curated record